CGCAAUGUUUGUAAAUUGUAGACCGCAGGACAGAGCUGUUUGAUCUCAGCGCGCAAAUGUAUUUGACUAAUACUUUUAAUCUGUGCUUGGUCGGACUAAAUUUGAACGGUGUUCUAUUGAAGAAGCAGCGGGAGUAACCUGGGCGGCACCGCAGAGCCAAACGAAUCGAUCAAGGUCGAGAAAUGGUCCAGAGUCAGAUGGACGUCGGUAAAGCGUUAACAGCGGCGGCAGCCAGAGGAGACACCGCAGGGGUGCAGCGGAUCCUGGAGGACAGCAGGGUGCACCCGGACACGCUCAAUGAGUUCGGCAGAACAGCUCUGCAGGUGAUGAUGAUGGGGAGCCCUCAAAUCGCGCGUCUACUCUUAAAGAAAGGGGCAAACCCCAACGUCCAGGAUCGGCAUGGCAUCGCUCCGGUCCAUGACGCAGCCCGCACCGGGUUCCUGGACACACUGCAGGUCAUGGUGGAGUUUGGGGCUUCGGUGAACAUCCCGGACAAGAAUGGCGCCUUGCCCAUUCACAUCGCCAUCUGGGAAGGUCAUCGUGAGGUGGUGGAGUUCUUGGCACCACGCUCUGACCUCAAGCACUGCAACGCCAGCGGGCAGAGCGCCAUCGACGUGGCGCGGGCAUCCAACAUGCCCGACAUGAUUGACUUGCUCAGAUAGUCCGCACCCCCGACCCCUGGUCGAGCUUCACCUCCACCAUUUCUCUUCAGACCUGGUGACUUGAAUUUCUUGCUGUGUAAAGGAUAUUUUGUUGUUAGUGGCUCGACAUGAAUAUGUGAAUCAGGACUUCGGUCUUGGCAGCUUCUUCUCAGUGGGCGACUAAAUACAGUCGACGCCUCUUUUGCACAGUGCGAUUUCGGCACCUUAUUUACACGAUAUUUCCCUGACAUGUGGGAGUGCACAUUUGUAGAUAGUUCACAGCCCCAGUGUUUAGCAUUAAUGAUAUUUUUAUGAGUUAUGAAUGAGUUAUGAACCUGAUGAAUUCAAUGUUUUGAUGUUUUUGCUUUAACAAAACUUGAAAUGGUGCACUCACGUUGCUUUUGCAUAGUUGUUUCUGUGUUAGAAAUGAACUUAGAACUCCAAUUGACUUAUUUAUUGUUAUGUUUAUAUUCCUGUGACGUUGUUGUCAUUAAUACCAGCAGUUAUCGUGAUUUUUUUUUUUUUUUUUUUUUUUUUGAAAUUGUUAUUUAUACGAAAUACUAAAGUGAAGUGGUUCGUUUUACCAUUUGAAGAUGAAAGCACAAAAUAAA
Molecule: messenger RNA, 1252 nt
Organism: Synchiropus splendidus (mandarinfish)
Lineage: Eukaryota; Metazoa; Chordata; Actinopteri; Syngnathiformes; Callionymidae
Gene: cdkn2d
Product: cyclin-dependent kinase inhibitor 2D (p19, inhibits CDK4)
Exons: 3
Coding region: 183-662 (159 amino acids)
Biological process (GO): regulation of cyclin-dependent protein serine/threonine kinase activity; negative regulation of cell population proliferation
Cellular component (GO): nucleus
Molecular function (GO): protein kinase binding; cyclin-dependent protein serine/threonine kinase inhibitor activity
Source: RefSeq, a predicted model, not a curated record